GAUGCCAGCUGGAGCCUUACAUUCCCGUCAGCUUCUCCUUACCACUCUCCUGAAUCAAUAUCUUUUUCUACCCUUAAAGCAAGCUCUCUCAGGAAUAUACUGAUUAUGGCAGACCGAUUUCCCUCAUUGGAAGACUUCUCUGCGGGUCAAACGGAAGUUGUGGAAGCCAAUGGCACAGAUGCAGAUGACUUCCUAGCCCGUGAGCGAGCUGUUCUGGGCGAUGAUGCGGAACAGUUUGCCACCGCUCAAGACCACGUUGCUUCCACCGAUAAUGUAAAUGUUGGCGAUGAUCUACUCGGUGGUGCAGAGGACGUUCCAACGGGUGCUGGCCCCGAGAUCUCCGGAUUCGAAUCUUCUUUCCCUGCUAUUGAGACACAGAAUGAGCAAGUUGCUCCUGGCGGCAUGAUCACUGGAACCGGCGCCCCCUUCCCGCCCACGGGCUACUCGAGCUAUCAAGAACCAGAGGAGGAACCGGAACCCGUUAGGGAAUGGCGUGAGAGGCGAGAUGCAGAUAUCAGGCAUCGCGCAGAGGUCUCGGAAGAGAAGAAGGAGGCGACUGUCAAGAAGGCCCAAGAAGAUAUUGAUGACUUUUACGUUUCCUACAAUAAUAAAACCGAUAAGCUACGCGCUCAGACUCGUGCGGACGCCGAACAAUUCCUCGCCAAUCGCGAAGACACUUCUUCAGGCGGUACCAGCUGGGAUCGUAUCGCAAAACUAGUUGACGUCUCCGGAAAGGGCGCCAAGGGCGGUGCAAGCGGAUCUGGAAAGGAGCGUUUCCGGCAGAUGUUGGUUGAUCUGAAGAAAGAUGAGAAUGCUCCCGGCGCCAGUGGCAUCUAGAUCUUAUCCGGAUUACAUACAGUGCAUCUAUUAUGACAUCAAUAUUCUAUCCGCGUUGCCAGGCGCAUAGCACUUUUCCUCAUUCUUCAUAUACUCUCUACACAUCUCCUUCUCAGUUACGGUUACGCUUCGUCCUUUAUUUUCUUUCAACCGUGUUUUUUUAUUGGUCUCUUUUAUUUUCCUUUUUUUUUUGAAUCUCAUGUAGGUAGAUAAUACGCAAACUGGUUUCGUACAAAUAGUCCAGUAAACCCCCACAAGAAUGAAUA
Messenger RNA from Aspergillus alliaceus, 1103 nucleotides. RefSeq names its product clathrin light chain CLC1. Gene Ontology annotation, cellular component: plasma membrane; clathrin coat of coated pit; clathrin coat of trans-Golgi network vesicle. NCBI's taxonomy places the organism in Eukaryota, Fungi, Ascomycota, Eurotiomycetes, Eurotiales, Aspergillaceae. The coding region runs from base 106 to 837 and encodes 243 amino acids. Gene Ontology annotation, biological process: clathrin coat assembly; clathrin-dependent endocytosis; intracellular protein transport. Gene Ontology annotation, molecular function: clathrin heavy chain binding; structural molecule activity. The transcript has 4 exons. The record is from RefSeq and is a predicted model, not a curated record.